Suricata suricatta (meerkat) is the source of this 742-nucleotide messenger RNA. RefSeq names its product claudin domain containing 2 (gene CLDND2). Lineage: Eukaryota; Metazoa; Chordata; Mammalia; Carnivora; Herpestidae. The record is from RefSeq and is a predicted model, not a curated record. Gene Ontology annotation, cellular component: plasma membrane. Bases 194 to 694 code for a protein of 166 amino acids. The transcript has 5 exons.
UCUCCCUUCCCCCACCCCUCUGGACUCUGAGUCUAAGAAGCCCCCAGAGCUGGGUGUGUCACUUAGGUGGGUGUGUGCGUGGGGGUUGGGGCAGGGCAUUGGAUAGGCUAAAGGGAUAUUCCACUGGAGGAUGGAGAUCUUUGAAAGACAGAGAGGUCCCUAAGCUGUGACUCCUUGCGGCAGUCUCCCUGGCAUGGGGGUGAAGCGGAGCCUUCAGAGCGGGGGCACCUUGCUGGGCUUCUUGGCCCAAAUCCUCAUGAUUCUCUCCGCUGCCACCAACUACUGGAUCCGCUACCCUGGAGGCCACAGUGGCCUGUGGCAGGAGUGUAAUGGUGGCAUCUGCUCCAACAUCCCCUGCCAGACCAUGCUGGCGGCCACGGGGGCGUGCAUGGUACUGGCGGCGACCUCCGCCGUCGUUGGUUUGGUGAUGGGGCUGCGGAUUCUGUGCCACGAGGGCGACUUACGGGGCCAGAUUACAAGCGCCACCUUCUUCCUCUGCGGCUUGCUGCUGCUGAUCGCCUUGACAGGCUACACCGUGAAGAACGCGUGGAAAAACAACGUCUUCUUCUCGUGGUCCUAUUUUUCUGGGUGGCUGGCUUUACCCUUCUCUAUUCUCGCGGGUUUCUGCUUUCUGCUGGCGGACAUGAUGGUGCAGGGCACGGAUGCCAUCAGCGGAUUCCCCGUGUGCUUGUGACCGACCGCAGCCUGCCUGGGGCAGAAUAAAGGAACGGCUUUCACCGUC